AUGGCUAACGACGGAAGUGGCGGCAAUAACAACAACAAUAGGGACCCAUUACUUCAAUACAUAGCUAGCCCCAGAAUGAAAAAACCGCCUCCGAUUCUCUUCCCCUUACCGGAAGACGGCGAGGUCGCGAUUCCGAUGCCCAUGACCCCGUCGGAGUUCAAAGACCGUUUAAUCUUCGGACCUUUCUCACGCUCGCCGCAAAAUUCGUCUCAAUACAUCGAUUCCCUCGCUCAGAGACACUCACCGUCUUCUUCCGCCGCCGCCGCCGAAACCUUCUCCGAUUCCUCAACCCUAGAUCCUCUCCUCCCGCCACAACCAGAGCCAUGGCUAUCCGACCAAAAUCCGAACCAGUACCACGGCCACGCACUCCACCGAUCCAAAACCGCACCAGCAAUGGCCGUAAUCAACGAUCUCCACCACCCAAUUAGCCACCAGAAAGAUCUCGACUCGUCGCGCUCCGUCGUAAAACAAGCUUUCGCGCUUCUCUUAGUCUACCUCUCCUUAGGCGUGCUUAUCUACUGGCUGAAUCGUGACCACUACGUAGUGAAUCAAACCCAUCCCGUCGUCGACGGAUUAUACUUCUGCAUCGUCACAAUGUGCACGAUUGGUUACGGAGACAUCACUCCCAACAGCGCGGUGACGAAGCUCUUCUCGAUCAUGUUCGUGCUCGUUGGGUUCGGGUUCAUCGACAUCUUGCUUAGUGGGAUGGUCUCUUACGUUCUUGAUCUCCAGGAGAGCUACAUGUUGGACUCCGCUAAGCGGAGAGACGAGCCUGAUAAGAGGAGGUCGUAUAUAAUCGAUGUGAAGAAAGGGAGGAUGAGGAUUAGGUUGAAAGUGGCUCUGGCGUUGGGUGUUGUGGUUUUGUGUAUUGCGGUUGGUGUUGGGAUUAUGCAUUUCAUUGAGAAGAUUGACUGGCUUGACUCGUUUUACCUCUCGGUUAUGUCGGUUACGACCGUUGGGUAUGGUGAUCGGGCGUUUAAGACGUUGCCUGGGAGGCUUUUCGCUGCGAUUUGGUUGCUUGUGUCUACGUUAGCCGUGGCUCGGGCGUUCCUGUACUUGGCUGAGGCGAGAGUUGAUAAGAGGAAUAGGGAGCGAGCGAAGAAGGUGCUGUGUGAGACCAUGUCUGUCUCUCAGUUCUUUGCUGCAGAUAUCGAUAACAAUGGCUGUGUGAGUAAAGCGGAGUAUGUGAUUUACAAAUUGAAGGAGAUGGGGAAGAUAACCGAUAAGGACAUAAAUCCAAUCUCGAAACAGUUUGACAAACUCGACAGAUGCAGCAAUGGAAAGAUUACUCUUGUAGAUCUCUUGGAUAGUGGCAGUGGCGAUUGA
Microthlaspi erraticum is the source of this 1326-nucleotide messenger RNA. NCBI's taxonomy places the organism in Eukaryota, Viridiplantae, Streptophyta, Magnoliopsida, Brassicales, Brassicaceae. The record is from the annotation of a GenBank genome assembly.